AUGAGCAAAUCAGACUAUGGUGUGCAUGAUAUAAAAGAAGCAGACAAACAUAUCGAAAAUGUCCUGGUAUCGAGUAGCCUCGAUAAAGAAGAAAGUGUUGCAGCUGCUAAAACAAACGCCAAUGUUGAUGAUUAUAUCUCCAAAUUCUUGGAGAUGUCGGAAGACGCUCGUGCUGACGAUC
Molecule: messenger RNA, 181 nt
Organism: Lodderomyces margitis
Lineage: Eukaryota; Fungi; Ascomycota; Pichiomycetes; Serinales; Debaryomycetaceae
Exons: 1
Source: RefSeq, a predicted model, not a curated record